CUGGAGUUAGACACGCACUGGAGCACAAUCAGUCACUCUGUGGCUGCUGGAGGCUACACACAGCUACAUCAUGGCGGCUACGGUGGUGAAACUUCUUCUUCUACUUACAUGUCUACACCAGAACCAUGCGAUUACUCCUGGAAGAGCGGCGGACAACGCUGUUGGAUACAGCAGAAUAGUCGUCGCCACACCUGGCAUGAGAAGGUACACCUACGACAUCGCGCAUGACCCAGAAGGUAGAGACUUCUCAAUCGACUUCAGCCCGAUAGACAGAGACCUGGACCUGAACAAUUUCCUUCCUGAGCCCGAGGGGCGAUUCCUUCCUCAAUACGAUGUUAUUCCGGUCACAGACAACGAGGAAAUUCAACUCCACGUGAAGCACCCAACACACGAAGAAAUGGAGAAAAGUUCCAGGGCGAUUCAGAAUGUUCAUGCGGCCUACUCGAAGAAACCUCCGCAGCCCCAGAAAGCUAUGCUGGAAGACUUCGACCUGGGUAUUAUGGGCUAUGGCGACUUCAUGGACCCUCAGGAUGAGCAUAGAGUGAACAAUCCAGCUUACGUUUCACACUCUCCAGUCAAACAAUUCCAGCACCUUGGGCUUAGACCAAACAUGAGGUACAAGCAGUACCUCACUCAACCUAAAGCCCCUUACCUACCCAAGAAACUUUACCCUAAAGCAGUGCCUCAAAAAGCGUACGUGGAGAAGGUAGAAACCCCUCAAAUAAUGUACGAAGCUCCAAUAAAGCUUCAGAAACCAUUGUUUGUACCUGCUUUUGACGAAGGACGACUGAACGGCUUAGCCGAUAAGGCUUACAGCAAGGUCUUCAUGGCUCACGGGUUUUCAAAGCCUGUUCCAAGGUUUUACCCUAAACAAGGAUUAGAAGGGGAAGGGAUCGAUAUGGCCAAAACACUGUUUGUACCAGUAGUUUUAGUGCCUGGUUCACAGCAAAAGAACAAAGAAAGCAUAGACCGUACAAGUUUAGCAGCUUUUGAGCCUAGAAGAAUUGUUAAGAAACAAGUACAGUAUCAAUAAUUUAACGGAUGUGUUUCAGCAUAAGUAAAGCUUUAUUCUUAUAUGAAGUAAAUGUUUUAUAUUUUCGUAUGAUAUGUUGUUUUAGUCAUUCAAAGAAAUUCCAACGGUUUUCAAAAGAAUAACUAAAAUUACAAAUAUUUCAUAGUAAACCACUAUUUAUUUCAUUACUUUAUUAAAAUUUUACUUUGUUUUUAGUUUUUUGACAUAUUUUUACGAAAUUAAAUCACUAACAGUAAAAUUACUGUGUUUUUUAUACUCAAACGUAUUUUUAUAUAAUAUUUAUGUAAAUAUACGUAAAUUUAAAGUAUUUACACAUUUUAAAUCCAUGUGUGUAGCCCCUGAGCUGUUGGACAUAAUGUAAGACUAAAUUACUUACGUAAUUCCCGUCACAGCUCAAUAAAAUAUGUCUAUUCAGGACAUGUUUCGGUGUUAAAACACCAUCGUCAGCUUCAGGUACAUAGUGUAGAGUUGAUCAGUUGUUAACAUCGUCAGAAGAUAAACACAGUACGGACAUGAAUAAAUACAUAAAACAAUGAAACAUUUAAAAAAACAGGCCUGUUCUAACAAAAAUGACCGACCACACAGGUAGCAAGGGACAGACUAUACACUAUACAGGGUGAAUAAAAAGUCAAGACCCCCCCCCCCUCUAAUAUUUUUCCAAGUUAAUAUACAGAGAUAUCCUUUUGGUGGUCGAGCAAUCUUAGCAGGAAGUUUCAUUUUAUCAUUUUGAAAUUUUUGAGUGUCCCCCAAAAAGGGGGAUUUGGGGAGCAACUCAAAUAUUUUAAAUGUAAACCCCCUUCAAGUGACACCUCAUUUUGAAGUGUUUACAAAAAC
This is a messenger RNA of Macrosteles quadrilineatus (aster leafhopper), 1867 nucleotides long. RefSeq lists its product as uncharacterized. Lineage: Eukaryota; Metazoa; Arthropoda; Insecta; Hemiptera; Cicadellidae. The transcript is spliced from 3 exons. Bases 71 to 1033 code for a protein of 320 amino acids. The record is from RefSeq and is a predicted model, not a curated record.